This is a messenger RNA of Arachis duranensis, 2043 nucleotides long. Its product is annotated as transcription initiation factor TFIID subunit 13. Gene Ontology annotation, biological process: transcription by RNA polymerase II. Gene Ontology annotation, molecular function: protein heterodimerization activity. The record is from RefSeq and is a predicted model, not a curated record. The transcript has 9 exons. The coding region runs from base 1378 to 1785 and encodes 135 amino acids. Lineage: Eukaryota; Viridiplantae; Streptophyta; Magnoliopsida; Fabales; Fabaceae.
UGAUUUCAAAAACCCUCUUCAUCUUCUCAAGUUCUUCUCUCCUCUUCGUAUCACUAUCUCUCUUUUCCUGGAGCUCGGUCUCUCUCAUCUCUCUCACCGUGGCGUCGCCGUCGCUCUCUGUCUCGUCAUCGUCUUGCACAUAGUCGCGCGCCUUCGUUGCGCUCUUCGUCGCUGGCGACAGAAGCAGCAGGUCCUGGGGCUUGUCGUCUUCUUGCUUCGAGUGUCGCCGUCAGCCUCCUUCGCGCAAUCAGAAGCUGCUUCAUGAUUUGCCACACACUGUUAAAACCAGUGUUCCUCCUUCGUAGUUUCCAUCAUUCAUUGCAAGUUUUUCUCCAUUUCCUCGCACACCAUUCUCCAUUCCUUCUUCGACCUCAUCGCCACAAAGAAUCCUUAUAUUCUCGCUCACCCACUUCGCUAGAUCACACUGUGAUUUGAGCUCAGCAGCUAAAAAAAUCGGUUUUUGAUUUGUGGGGUUUGUUCAAAAUGACGUCUUUCACCAUCCCUUGACCCAAGUGUCUCUCUUUUUCACAUUUGGGAUUGAACUCUCAGACCACACAACGGAACAUGCACAUGGCUGGGUUGGGAUUGAAGAAAUCCCAGUCAUUUGGAUCUUUGGUUUGUGAUUCAAACUCAAUUGGGGUUCAGGUUUGGGUAAAGUGGGGAUAGAGACGCCAGUUCAUUCCCUAGAACAAGCUAGGUGCAAGAUUUACACUUUAUUAUUCCUGACUAUUUCUUUUGAGUGGAGCAGUGAUACACACCCGCUUUCUUAUCAGCAGGCUAAGGGAGGGGGACUUGCGUUUUGAAAGGUGAUCUGUCUGAACGUUUUUCUUUUUUUCAUUAACCUGUUUUCCUUUUGUGUACGUAAACAAUAGUAUAGUAUAGCAUCGGGAUUUAGGAAUAUAGUUUGGGGAUAAAAGCAAUAAUAGAUGCAGCAUACAGGUAAGAGGUUCAAUAAAUAGUUACGAAAGUGGUUAUGAAGUUAGGUAUUUGUGGUUAAGGCUUAAGGAAAGGUUCGUUACAAUUUAAUGAGUUUUAUGCCAACCGUCGCCCAAUUCAGCCUAACCAACAAAUGGUUGUGAUGUGUUUAAACUAGAAUCAGUAAAAUCAUCAUAAAAUAAAUUAAAGGCUACAGGUGAAAAACAUCAUUAAUUCAUUAUCCUACUAAUGUGAGCCAUCCGUUUCACCUGGGCCGAAGUUGGAUUUAUAAAAAAACUGGACUUCUAGGUGCUAGCCCAGUAAUCCCAAGAAUAUCAGAAGCCCAAACAUAAAAUCUAGGCCCAAAAUGUCACACACACACACAAAAAAGAAAAACCGGCUUGUGAAGUGGAAAGAAAGAAACUCAUCGUCGUUCAUUCCUUCUUCUUCUUGUGCGGAAGAAUGAGCAGUUACGGUGGUGGAAGCUCGUCGAAACCAAGAAUUGCUUCUUCUCAACCUUCCGAAACUUCUUCAAAGCGCAAAAGAGGAGUUUUCCAAAAAGAACUGCAGCAUAUGAUGUACGGCUUUGGAGAUGAUCCCAAUCCUCUUCCUGAAAGUGUGGCGCUUAUGGAGGAUAUUAUUGUGGAAUAUGUCACGGAAUUGGUACAUAAAGCUCAAGAUAUUGGAUCACAGAGAGGGAAACUAUCAGUUGAGGAUUUCCUUUAUUUGAUUCGCAAGGAUAUGCCAAAACUUAAUCGAUGUACAGAAUUGUUGUCUAUGAAUGAAGAGCUGAAACAGGCAAGAAAGGUUUUCGAAUCAGAUGAAGAGAAAUUGAGGAAGGUUUUUGAAGUGGACGAACCAGUUGAAUGAUGAAUGAGAAAAAGAUCAUUGAAUUGCACCGAAUACACCAUUCCUGUUCUGACAUCUCUAGAUCAAAUUUUUGGAAUUUGAGUAUGUCUUACAUUUGAAAAUAGCCAACCUAGAUAUUUAAAUAGUUGAAUUGUAACUUCCUAAUAUAUUUGUUCUUCUAUUUAUUGUGUCCAUGAUCUUGUGAUUAGAAGAAAAUAAUUUUUAACACCCUAGAGUAACUAUCUUAAACCAAAAAGAAAUUAUUUGGUCUUAGCAGGA